ACUCACACACACAGGCGAGUGGGAGGAAGCCAACUUGGAAACACCGCGGAGCCGAACUCUCUCUUGUUGAAGACUGAGCUGUGGUCCGGCGGUCGGCGGCUGCGGAGGGAGGCAGACAGCGGGUACGCACACCGGGUAGUAAUGAACCGAGUGGCUUAUAUAGCCACACAUCCACCCUCCGUCCCGUAACCAACCCUGGAAGUUUAACUUGAAACUUUCGGCGGGGCUCCUCAUUCUAAACUCGUCCGAAGUCGUUUGUCUGGCUGGCCUGUAAACCGAAGCGUCCGUCCCCACAUGUCUCUGCCUUGUUCCUGCUAGUUUCCAAAACAACAAGGUGAGCGGGCCGUCCGGCUUCCCCGGGGACCUGCGCAGUCGCCAGAGAACAGCGCCGGGGAGCCGCGGAGCACCAGGACGGCCAUGGAUCUACCAGGACGGGGCGAGAGCCGGCGGAGGGAAGGCAGCAGAAACCCCGCGGUGAUUAACAGGAGGAAACCACCGGCGGAGAAGCUGUACGUCGUCGGUAUUCUCUUCCUACAAGUUCUGUCCAUCCAGGCUGCUGCCAUCCAGUUCACCAAGGAGCCCAAGUCCCAGGAUGCCAUGCACGGCCGCAGCGCCAUGAUACGGUGCGAGGUCAGCGAUCCGGCUGACAUCAGUUACGGCUGGCUUCACAACGGCCAGCCCCUGGAAAACAGCGAGAGGCGCUUCCAGGAGGGCAGCAACCUCAAGUUCACCGCUGUGGAUCGGCAGCUGGACGCAGGGAACUUUGAGUGCGUCGCACAAAACACACUCACAGGAGAGACGCUCCACUCCACCAAUGCCUCCUUCAAUAUUAAGUGGUUAGAAAGUGGUGGUGUGACUUUAAAGGAGCCCGCCUCAGAAGGGGAGAUCGAGAGCUCUGCGCUGGUCACGUUGCGCUGUCAUAUUGAUGGACACCCACGGCCGACAUGCCACUGGUUCAAGGAUGGGGUGAAGCUGACAGAGAAGAGCCAUCAGAUCAACAACAAGGAGAGGACGCUCACCUUUAACAGUGCCAGUCUGGACGACAAUGGCCUGUACCACUGCUGUGCCAAGAAUCCAGUGGGGGAUAUUUGCAGCAACAGCAACUUCACCCUCAACGUUAUAGAUAAGAGUUUGCCGCGCCCGGUGGUCACUCCUGAGGACCAGGUGGUGUUGAGGAACGAGGAGGCCGCGUUCCACUGCCAGUUCACCGCAGAGCCGGCCCCCACGUUGGAGUGGUACCACGAAAACGAGCUGCUGGUGAACAAGUCUCGUCUGUUCCUGUUAUCUAACGGCACGCUGCUGAUCACCCAGGUCAAGCACAAGAACACAGGGACCUACAAGUGUGUUGGCCGCGGCCUCCGAGGGUCCCAUGUUACACUGGAGGCCUCCCUCCUCAUAGCUGAGAUAGACGACAUGGUGCCCAAGAUGUCGAAGGUGUUCACCUCAGACUCCCUGCAGCGGGUGGCCUGUCGUCCCCCACGCGGCAGACCCGAGCCCGAGGUCUGGUGGGAGAGAGAAGGUCAGCGGGUGCCCACGGAGGGCAGAGUGUACCAGGACGGCCUGGAUCUGGUCUUCAGUCCCACAGAGGAAGGAGACUCGGGCACCUACACCUGCGUGGCCCAGAACAGGGCUGGACGCAAGACACAGGAGGUCACCUUCACUGUUGCCACUGCCCCAGUUUGGGUGACGAGGCCUCAGGACAGCAACCUAGAGGAGGGUAAACCAGGUUACCUUCACUGUCACGCUCAGGCCAACCCUGAACCUGAGGUCACCUGGCUCCGCAACAACAACCUGGUCACACCAGAGGACUCUCGUUUUAAGAUCUUUCCUAACGGCACCCUCAGGAUCAACAAUGUGGAGGUGUACGACAGCCAGAUGUACGGCUGUGAAACCAAGACCGUAGGCGGCCGACUGUCUGGGCAAGCCCGAGUUAUUGUGCUUGAGAAGCUGAAGUUCACCCCGACCCCCCAGCCUUCUCAGUGCCUGGAGCUGGAUAACGAGAUCACCAUCCAGUGCUCAGCUAAAGGCAGAGAGAGCCCAACCAUCCGCUGGACCAGAGCAGACGGAGGAGAGCUGCCGCCUCGGGUGGAGCAGAAGAACGGCCAGCUCCACUUCAGCAAAGUCACCCGAAGCGACGCAAACAACUACACCUGCAUUGCCUCCAACAGCCUCCAGGGGGAGAUCAGAGCCCUGGUAGCCCUGAUAGUGGCCGUGUACGUUCGCUUUAAGGUGGAACCAGAGGAUACAACGGUGUACCAAGGUCACACAGCCGUCCUCCACUGUCAGGCCACCGGCGACCCCGAGCCUCACAUCCACUGGAUGGUAAAAGACAAGGCGCUGGACAUCAGUAAGAACAGGAGGUUCCAGAAGAUGCCCAAUGGCUCCUUGGUGAUUACAGAUGUUACUACAGAUGACACGGGCAGAUACACGUGUGUGGCCGGAAACAGUUGUAGCAUCAAAGACCGUGUGGCUCAGCUGUAUGUAGUGGAGAAACCGAUCCAUUACUUUGACGAAGAUGGGGACAAGGCUCCCUACAAGAUGAUCCAAACCAUCGGUCUGUCAGUGGGAGCAGCCGUGGCUUAUAUCAUCGUAGUGCUGGGACUCAUGUUCUACUGCAAAAAGAGACGCCACAACAAAAGACUGCAGAAAGGCCAGGACGGAGAGGAGCCCGAGAUGGAGUGUCUCAACGGCGGGGCUGUUCAACAAAAUGGCCACACCACCGCUGAGAUCCAGGAAGAGGUGGCACUCACCAACAUGGGUACCACGGCAACAACCGAGAAACGCCACAGCCACGUCAACAACGAUAAGCUCCACUUUCCUCGAGCAAACCUACAAACCAUUACUACUUUAGGCAAAGGGGAGUUUGGUGAGGUGCUGCUCUGCAAAGCCAAGGGUAUCGAGGAGAGCGCGGAGGAGAUGGUGGUGCUGGUGAAGAGCCUGCAGACCAGAGAUGAACAGCUCCAGCUCGACUUCCGUCGUGAAGCUGAAAUGUUCGCCAAGCUCAGCCACCCCAACCUUGUGCGCCUGUUGGGCCUGUGUAGGGAGGCAGAGCCCCACUACAUGAUCCUCGAGUACUAUGACCUGGGAGACCUGAAGCAGUUCCUGAGAAUUUCCAAAAGCAAAGAUGACAAGGUCAAAUCUCAGCCUAUCAGCACCAAGACCAAAGUUUCCAUCUGUGCCCAGGUGGCUCAUGGGAUGGAGCACCUGUCCAAUCACCGCUUUGUUCACAAAGACCUGGCCGCCCGAAACUGCCUGAUCAACAGUCAGAGGCGCGUUAAAGUGUCGUCGCUCAGCCUCAGCAAGGACGUCUACAACAGUGAGUACUACCACUACAGACAGGCCUGGAUCCCGCUGCGCUGGCUCCCAGCAGAGUCUGUGUUUGAAGACGACCAGUCCACCAAGUCUGACGUGUGGGCCUUUGGAGUGUUGAUGUGGGAAGUGUUCAGUCACGGGGAAAUGCCAUAUACCAAACUCAGUGAUGAUGAGGUGCUGGAAGGUCUGCAGACAGGGAAGCUGAAGCUGCCCGUUCCAGACGGAUGCCCCACCAAAAUCUACAAGCUCAUGGUCCGCUGCUGGGCACUAAGCCUCAAAGAGCGCCCCUCCUUCACUGAAAUCGUCCACACCCUGGGAGAGCUGCCCUCUGACAGUAAAGUCUGAGACGACCAUAACCCCACAUCAGAGGGGAACUUGGACCAACCCCCUCCCCCCAAAACAAAGACAGGAAUGCUGGAUUAUUAGUCUCACACAUUUCAGGGAAGAGGGUUGAGGAGAAAACACUUUUUAUAUGCAUUUCAAACAGUGGGUGUGUGGAUAAGACUCCUUUUGCUAUAUCAGUGGAAAUGCAAUCAACGUUUGUAUAAAUUGCUUCUUGUGAGCAGUCCCCGGGGUUUACGUUUGCCUUAACCGCAGCAUGGAUGACCCUCCCCUCGAGUCCCUGUCUGUGGUUCCACUGUGACUCUGCCUGCUCUGUCCCAGAGACACUUUGUUUUCACGGAGUCUCACAACCUCAGUGCCUCUACCCCUCCACAAACACACUCGCCCUAACCUCCGACUGCUUUGUAGUAUGUUACAGUGCUCUCACUGGCUCAGAUCAAUAGGAAGGAUUGGUCGGAAGCUUAGGAAAACCCCCUGAAAUUUAGGUCCACUGCUCUGUCAAGUCUGAAAGAAUAUUGAAGGGAAAGUGGGACACAAUGUGACUUCAGUGAAGCAUUGAAGCUUCAACCACUUUGGAGUGUGUUGAGUGACACCGUUUCAACUGGCCUGCUUGGAUUGAAAAUCCAAUCGGCUGCAUCAUGGGUCCGCCACCUGAAUCGUGUUGGAGACGCCUAGCUACACACCGUCAUCCUCCAAAGUGUGUUUGUGUGUGUGCACGUGCCACUGAACUGUUCCCAGGCUACAGUGUACAUUCAAAGAAGAAGUGGAAUAGGAUUUGCAUGAAGGUUCAUCGUUCGUUAUGCUCGUGAUUUGCGUUUUGAGAAAACUUGUGGAAUAAGCGAUCGGUGUUAUGGUAACUCUUCAGGAACAUGAAAAAAAAAAAGAUCAUAGCCAAUGAAAUAUAUAGAAUAGAUGAGAUUGCGCCAGUGUGGGCUUUGUACGUUUUUAUGAGUGUGUUCUGUUCUUGUAUUAACCUUGAGGUGCUUUUUAUCGGUCACGACCAAUGGGUAAAGAACCCUCAUUAUUACCACGUCAACAUGAUCAUGUUGCAGGCAUGCUGCAGCCUAUCGCUGUGUUUAACCUCCAACAUCAUUUCUUCAGAGGUCCAAUCACAGUCUCCCCUUCCAGGUCCAAUUGUUUUGUGUAAUGCUGCAAAGUGGACCAUCACAGCAGGCAAUGUGUAAAUAAUGUAGAAGCCAUGCACUAACUUCACUUAAAAAGAAUAUCCCUCUUUAUCUCUAUCAUGUUGUGUAGUAGGACAUGCAGGUGCCUGUUUAUUUAUGAUGAAGGUCCUGUAUUUUUUUUAAAAACUAUGUUUAUAACAGUACGGUACUUCUCUGAUGCUAUGUUUUCAUUCUCACGGUGUGAGAAUCCCAACAUCUCAGUGUGCGUUCAGUCUGGUAACCCGCUGAGUGUGCUAACAAAGUACAAAGGAGGUCAAAAGAGUGGCCGCUGGUCACCAGUACUCGUUUAAGUGCCUGGUAAAUGAAGGAUUAUCUUAACUGUUUUCCCUCUCUCUCUUUUUUUUUUUUUGACAUUAUCUAAUCAAAUGCAAUGGCCUUUGUUUAUGAACUUGUUUUUAUACGUUGUUUUUAGUGUAAUGUUGUUUUUAUGAAUGCUAGGCACUCACACCUAGACCUCCUUUUUUUAAUCUGCUUCAGCAAGUGUUCACAGUAAUCACAGAUAUAUACAAAAGUAUACAUGCUGCUGUCAAUAAAAGGUUCACAGUGUUUUUACCCAA
This is a messenger RNA of Etheostoma spectabile (orangethroat darter), 5395 nucleotides long. It is a transcript of the gene ptk7b, whose product is annotated as protein tyrosine kinase 7b. Gene Ontology annotation, molecular function: protein kinase activity; axon guidance receptor activity; ATP binding. Gene Ontology annotation, cellular component: axon; neuronal cell body; plasma membrane. The transcript has 21 exons. Gene Ontology annotation, biological process: homophilic cell-cell adhesion; protein phosphorylation; synapse organization. Bases 418 to 3657 code for a protein of 1079 amino acids. Lineage: Eukaryota; Metazoa; Chordata; Actinopteri; Perciformes; Percidae. The record is from RefSeq and is a predicted model, not a curated record.